AUGGAGCUGACAAUCAUCUGGAGAUUUUUAGUUCGCGUUUGGACUAGCUUAAGUGGAUUUCUGUUUCGAAAGGCGAGGAAAGGUAUCAAGCAUGUUUCAACCGCGUUGUCUGCUGAGGAAGUCCAAAUUUCAGAACAAGCUGCUUUUUUGUGCCAGAAGUACAUCGAAGCCAGAUUUACCCGCUCAGAAUUGUGUUUCUUUAAUCCAAAGAGCCGUAAAAACGAGAGGCUCGAUUCAUUUGCCACGUGUUCCGAAGAUGUGAUCAAGACUCUUUGUGAAGUGGGUACAUUACUAGAAAAUAGCUACCCCAAGCUUUACGUAAACGUGUUGGAACAACUGAACUUUAGAAUAAAUCUUGGUAUCCUCGUCUGUCAUAUGUUCAAUCGUGUCUCGGAGAAUAUCAUCGCCUCGGGAAUCAACUGGGGACGCAUUGUAGCGGUAUACGCUUUUGCCGGUGCGCUUGCCUAUGAUUUUACUCAAGCCGGUGACACGAGAUUUAUCCGCAAUGUGUCCGGAUGGAUGGGACGAUUUUGUGCUAGGCGAUUAAGUCCGUGGAUCAGACAGAAUGGUGGAUGGGUGAGUAGGCUCGUUUUAAUAUCUAUUUCAAUCAGAACAAACCACAAUAAGUCUUCCGGUUAUUUUUAGGAUUGUGUUUAUUCUUCUGUGGUAACUUAAAAUUGUAAUGAAAUUACUCGCGUGCGUUUAUUUGAAUUGAAUCAUUGCAGAUCAGAGCCGGUUUACACUACGUUAAUUUGCAUUUCUUUGGAUUAACUGUGUACGUGUGAAGCUAGCAAAACAAUUCAAUUGUGAAAAGAAAACGCUUGAGUGGCUUUUCCGUCACUCAAGCGUGCCCUCCUUCAAACUCUCUCAUACUUCAGUAUAUUCUUAAAAGCACCCAUUGCAAUACUCGGCGAAAACUUCCUUCUUAUUUAUUUCGUGUUGUUUGCCUAGAUCACUAGUAAUAUAUCAAACACAAAAUUCAUUUAGAAAUUAUAAUUAGAGCACUUCCCAGUAAGGUGGGGAGGCGGGGGCGGGGGGGAGGGGCUGGGUUAUUUUGUGUAACCUGAUUUUGGUUAGGUUUUGGCUUGUAGUUAACAGCCUUCUUAAAAAAAAAGAUCCUCUUUUUAAAACAGAUCUCUGCCUCUUUCGAUCAAAAGGUUGUGUUAAAAUUCUCCUGGACGCAGACUGGGCCUAGCUUGUGAGACAGAUUUUUCUGUGUUGGGGUAUCUUAUAAGGCGGGCAAUUGCUCUUCAGUGUUUUAUUCUUGUUAGCCUUGGUUUGAGUCAAAGGUGUGAUUUUAAUCCGUGGAAGACAAAUAUUUUCCGUAAAGAAUACGAUCAUAUCCGAAGACGUCCGAAGAUAUUCGAGGAAGCUUCAAAGAUUUCUGAACUGGAUAUGGAGGCUAUGAAGGUCCUUUUGCCGUACACCCUCAUGCUCUCCCCAGUCUCCCUCUUCUUUCAGACUAGCCCGGGGAGGGGGGUGGGAAAACUUCGCCCAAAAGAGCCUUAGGGAUUUCAAUGGGAGAUCUGUAAUUGCAGUUUGUGAUAGGACCUUAGUAAGGGGCUAUCAAGCACAUUUUCUCCGGGGUUGUGAAGAAGAGAAAUCUUUCUGGCUUAGUGAUGUAUUCAUAUUCAAAAGACGGUGCAUUUAAAACAGCUCAACAGUUAAAAGGGAUACAUCGUUUUAAACUAGUAUCUGAAAGGGGUAGGGAGUCAGUAAAAGGCGGGGUCGGGGUUGGGGCCGGGAUUGGGGUCGAUCUUUUUUUUUUAAAGAAUGCUGUUUUACGGUUAGCGUUAGGGUUAGAGACGAAUGGCUCAAACACUCGCUCGGAUCACGUGACCCGAAACGCAUUGGCCGGGCGCAAUAUUGAUGCCUAGGGACUAGGCAAGGUAAGAGCCUGUGGGCAUAAAAUUAUGUGAAACGGAUACUUCUGGUAAGGGACUGUUUUCGUAAGCCAGUAAACAAAUUAACCAAACAAACAAAUGAGGAAACGUACAUAAAAUUUGCUUAGUUUAGGCUUCUCACCGGAAACUCAAUUAUGAAGAGUUCAAAGCACUUAUUCUAAAAAUGAUAUGCCUGUUUUAAUCCCGACUUACAGGAGGGCCUCGUUACGCAUUUCAAGGAAGAGGAGCGGUCUGUAAUGAAUUCCUUUAGCAAAUGGUUAAAACGAAAUCAACCAAGACUGAGACAGAAGCCUGGCGAGUGA
Porites lobata is the source of this 2206-nucleotide messenger RNA. Lineage: Eukaryota; Metazoa; Cnidaria; Anthozoa; Scleractinia; Poritidae. The record is from the annotation of a GenBank genome assembly.